UCACACCAAAGAAAGACAAAAAAAAAAGGAAAUAUAAAAAUGAAGAUUACUUUCUCAAUUCCUUCCAUCAUCAUAUUGGUUUCCAUUGUUUUGGCUUCUGUAUCAGAACCUGGUUCUGUCUGCAACGGACAAGUACUCGACACUUCAGGCAACCCAGUCGAAGCCGGUGUCCCGUACUAUAUCGUACCGGCAAAGACAGGAACCGGAGGUGGUCUUGUCCCUGCGAGCCGAACCUUCGACGUAAGAAAGCUAUGUCCGCUCGACGUGGUUCAGUCGCCAUUCCCCUUCAUCCCCGGCAUUCCCGUCACCUUCACCGUCCACAACGGUACGGACAAGUUCGUGCACUUGAACACGAACUUCAACGUUCAGUUCGAAUCCACCGUCUGGCUUUGCCCCGAGACCAAGGUGUGGAGAGGAGAUGGAUCUUUGCAGAGGGAUGACUACACGUAUAUAAGCACUGGCGGGGAGAUAGGAGGUCCGUACAGCUGGUUCAGGAUAUGGAGCGAAGGGGACGAUGCUUACAAGCUACUGUACUGCAAGGACGGAACUGAAUGUUACUACAUCGGUACGUACGGUGACAACCUCGGCGUCCAACGACUGAUACUUAGCAAUGGCUUCUUGGCUGUGAAGUUCAAGAAGGUGUCUUCAGUUCAAAACGUUGCGGCUGAGAAGACAACGUUGAGAAUGUUUCCCGCCUUUAUGUAAUGGAAUAGAAUGAACUACAAAAUGAAAUAAAACAUCCAUGCAUGCCCAUGGCAUGGCAUGGCAUGAUGACAUGACAUGGUGGGUUACCUAAUUUCUUUAUAAAAACAUAUCGUAUGGUCGAAUUAACUUCAGUCAUGCCGGUGACUAGAGCCUUUUAGGGUUUUCGGAUAUACAAUAACAAAUGCCAUGUGUGAAUGCA
Molecule: messenger RNA, 904 nt
Organism: Tarenaya hassleriana
Lineage: Eukaryota; Viridiplantae; Streptophyta; Magnoliopsida; Brassicales; Cleomaceae
Product: bark lectin-like
Exons: 1
Coding region: 40-705 (221 amino acids)
Molecular function (GO): endopeptidase inhibitor activity
Source: RefSeq, a predicted model, not a curated record